This is a messenger RNA of Puccinia triticina, 6339 nucleotides long. RefSeq lists its product as uncharacterized. Gene Ontology annotation, biological process: intracellular signal transduction; cyclic nucleotide biosynthetic process. The record is from RefSeq and is a predicted model, not a curated record. The transcript has 8 exons. The coding region runs from base 1 to 6339 and encodes 2112 amino acids. Lineage: Eukaryota; Fungi; Basidiomycota; Pucciniomycetes; Pucciniales; Pucciniaceae. Gene Ontology annotation, molecular function: protein binding.
AUGGACUCGGCAAAGCAAUCCCCUCCCUCGCCCUCCCAAACCCACCACCCUUCCAUCCUUCGAACAACCACCACCCAGAACCCGUUCAUCCAGCCCCAGCCUCCAAAGAACUAUCCAUCCAUCUCCUCCCUCGCAAAUUCGCCCUACCCCCGCAGGGCUGACGACUCGCACUCGAAACCCCGGCUGAGACAGUUCAGCUCCCAGUCUUCACUCAACUUCGGCAGCUCUUCGUCCAACUCUUCUCCCCAGCCGCUCCAAUUCACCAUCGCCCCCCUCCCCGGACAGGCCUUCAACCACGAGCAGUAUGCACCCCCUCCCACAACGCCCCAGCUCCCCAUCAACCCACCUGGCUCGUCCGUCUCAGGCUCGGCCACCAAGAAACGCGGCUUUUUUGGUAUGCUGCGGAGGAAGGCGAGUCGUGGUGAUAUCAAUGCCUCCGACGAUCUCUCGUUCGCUACCAGGAGCUUCCCCGAAGAACUCAACUUUCCCUCCUCCAAAAUCAAAGAUCUCACCGGUCUCACCGACCAAGAAUGUUCAAAGGAGAAGACUCAUAAAACAGAACAACUGAAUAACCAGCAAAAUCAAAACAGCUCGACUAGCAAUCUUGCCCAAUCCAAUCGGACGGCGCCUGCCAAUCAGGGCGAAGUGAUCACACUUGAUACCAACUUGGAUGAGAUGGAUGGAAUCAUCAAUCGAGAUCACGCUGCCUUGCAGGUACGAAGGACUAGCAGCUUUAGCGGUGCUCCCAGCUUCCUCAACAGCCCAUCCCACCCAAGCAACCCUGACCUUCAAGCCUUAGGCGGCGGCACACUAUUUGCAGACCCUUUCAAUCCCGGAAGGACCCUGGGCUCGCCCAACUGUAUCGGCCGAAACGCAGGCUUCCACCACGAAUCAGGCCCGGGAUCAAUCAGCGGCCCCACUGAUCCGCCGGUGCACAACUACCCCAGUCUACCACUCUCCCAUCGAUCAAAUCGCAGCGUGGGUGGCGGCAGCGCCCGUGAUUUUAACCCGGCCGAUCCUCGUCGACGCGGGAGCCACAACAGCCAGCACAGUCUCAACAACCCCAAUCUUCCCCCAAACUUCCACGAUCCCGACGGCGGGCAAAACACACCUGCAGCCACUCGCUCCCUGUUCUCUGCCACCACUCGCGGCCAAAAUUCGCCCUCGAGGAAACCAUCCGGACACCAGUACAGCCAUUCCAACCAAAUCGGACCCAAUCCGAUACCUGGAGUGAUCACCGGUCUUGGCAUCGGCGCCGCCAUGGCCGUCCCGUCCGCAAAUAGCGCCCUUCCCAGCUUUAGCGGCGGAAGGUCAGACAGCAACACGCCUUUGUUGAACAACCUCGGCGCCGGCAGUGCUGCUGCGGGCUGGACGGCGCCCGAAAGCUGGGCCGUCAACCCGAUGGAUGGCAACAACUCGGGCGAUUCCGAUGCGGAUGAGUCUGGGGAGGAAGACGGGCUGGUGGUCUCCGACUUCUAUCCCCCUCAUCCGGACAACCACGACGGCCCUUCCGAGCCUGGCGGUGGUCCGCCCAUCCCGGGGAGACAUGUCCCCCCUUUCCCCACCAAUGGAAGCUUCAGCGGCGUCAGUGGGACGACGGCCUAUUCGCUGGGCAGCGGAACGUCGAUCAGCGGAAGCCUUUACAGCACGACCACCAUCGGCAGCAGCGCCACCAACGCCGCACUCAUGAUCCCUCCCAUCAAUCGGCUCGGCUCGAUCGACGAAAGCGUCAAGUCCAGUGGCUUCGGAACCCCUAACCUCAACGGAACUAACCCUAACGCUAGCCGGCGCCCUUCUGAGGCUGGCGGGAUGAGCAUCAUGGACGGCUCGGAGGGCAGUGGCCACGGAGGCCGGCCGACCGCCGGCUCAACCGUUUCCGGGUCCAUCCUGAACGGCAAAUUGGGGACUCGAGCUGGACAGGCGGAUGGCUCCAAAUCAUGGACUAUUCGCAUCUCGCGCGCCGAUGGAUCGUUCGCUACUCUCUCGUGUCCACUGAUGUUCACUGCCGCCGAGAUUUGCCACCAACUUGGACGGAAAUUGUUCAACCAAAAGCCGCCUGCUGGUUACAAGUUGUACAUGAAAGAACGUGGUCUGGAACGCGUGAUCGCCCCCAACGAGAAACCGCUGGUGUUCCAGCGACGCAGACUCGAACAGGCUGGAUACACAAUGCUCGAUCGCUUAGAUGACGUCGGACGGCUGGAUUACUCGUACCUCAUGAAGUUUCUGUACAAGGAAGAAUCACUGACAGCAGUAGCCACCGAUGAGGACUUCCAUGAACAUUACGAGUUCGUCGAUCUACAGGCUCGGAGUAUUCAGGCCAUUCCGAUCGUCCUUUUCAACCAUGCACCUCUAUUGAUCAGCUUGAAUCUGUCCAAGAAUCCUAAAUUAGAUAUCCCGUUGGACUUCAUUCAACUCUGUACAUCCCUGCGCGAAUUGAAGCUUUGUCACAUGGCUAUGAAACGGGUCCAGCCUUCGAUUAGGCAAUGCCACAGCUUGAUGAGAUUAGAUAUCUCUAACAACCGGAUCGUCGAUCUCGAACAUGCUCGACUAGACGAUCUGACCGAACUCAUGGCCUUGAAGGCACACAACAAUCGACUAUGGACCCUGCCAGAUUAUUUUCGAGAUUUCCGUUCAUUGAGUCUGCUGAACAUAUCCAACAACAAGUUCGAAUCUCUACCGGGCGUGAUCUGCCAAAUCAAGUCCCUCGUCGAUCUCGAUAUUUCCUUCAACAUGAUCAACUCGUUACCCAAUGAAAUCGGCCAACUCCAAAACCUCGAACGAUUUGUUUUCUUGGCAAAUCCGAUCUCGACUAUUCCUAGCACAUUCAGCGGUCUGAGCCAGCUUCGGGAACUAGACUGUCGGCGAUGCUUGUUGGGCGAUAUUGCCAUCUUCAGCGAUUUGCCCCACCUGAAGAAACUGUUGUGCGAAAACAACGCUGCGACAAUCCUGGAUGGACGGUUCAACUCACUGCGAGAAUUGAACGCGGGGCACAAUUCGAUCACCCGAUUAUUACUCGUCGGCACCGGCCAGACAUUGGUCUCCCUGAACGUCUCCUACGCCAAAAUUUCGUCGCUCGGACAAGAAUUCUUUGACGCACUCGUCAGCUGUGAAAGCUUGAAUUUAGACAGCAAUCAGAUCAAAUCGUUCUCGGACUCGUUCAGUCAAUUGACCAACCUGCGCAACUUCUCGAUGAAGAACAACCAGCUGACUUCCCUUCCAGACUCGAUCGGCCAGCUUCAACGGCUGCAUACGUUGGAUCUCGCGAACAACAAUCUGGGAUCCCUGCCUCGAACAAUAUGGAAUUGUUCGCAGCUGAUCGUGCUGAACGUCAGCUCGAAUCUCAUCCAAGAGUUCCCUAUGCCUCUCGCGGCCUCCGAUCCUUCGAACCCGAAUGCUGAAGACAACAACAAGCCGACACUCAAAGCGAUGCCUUCCUUGCCCACCGCGAAAUCUCCGAACGGCAACUCAACCUCCAACAAUCGCUGCUUGCCCCCCCUAGCCAAAAGUCUCCAAGAACUAUUUAUGGGCGAUAAUGGGCUGGGAGAUAACGUGUUCGGCCCGAUCUCGCUCUUGAGCGAGCUAAGGGUGCUCAACUUGAGCUUCAACGAAUUAUACGAAAUCCCAUCCUCAACACUCUCGAAAUGUGAAUCAUUGGAAGAGUUGUAUCUGUCUGGGAAUUCGUUGACCUCGUUGCCCGCUGAAGAUUUCGAAAACCUCUCCAACUUGAAAACUUUCUUCUUGAAUGGUAAUAAGCUGCAGACUCUGCCCGCCGAAUUGGGCAAACUUAAGCACCUUGAAUCCUUGGAUGUCUCGUCUAAUCUCUUGAAGUAUAAUGUGACUAAUUGGCCCUAUGAUUGGAACUGGAAUUGGAACUUGGAUCUCCAGUACCUAAAUCUUUCUGGGAACAAGCGACUGGAGAUCAAACCGGCAGCAGGAGCACAGCAGGAUGCGGUCGCAGCUGCCAAGCGGAAAAACUUGUCCAACUUCAACGCUUUGCGUCGACUACGAGUCCUGGGCUUGAUGGACGUGACUCUAACCACGCCCUCAGUACCGGAUGAGAGCGAGGACAGACGGGUUCGAGUGACUCAAUCUGAGGUCAGCUCGAUGGGAUACGGUAUUGCGGAUUCGAUGGGCAGAGAGGAUUAUAAUGUGGUCGGCUUAGACAUGGUGGUCUCGCGAUUUCGUAACAGGGAUGACGAAUCCUUAUUUGGCCUGUUUGACGCCCAUUCCAAGACGCCGUUUGGAGGCGGCAAGCUGGCGAAAUUCUUGCAUGACAGUUUCUCGACUUCUCUGGCAGGGGAACUGAGGAGAUUGAAAGAGAAUGAAUCGGUCACUGAAGCCCUUCGAAGAGCUUUCCUGAAUGUCAAUCGGGAUUACGGGAACAUGGUCACCAGUCAAUUCGAUACUCGCCGGAAAGGAUCCAAUGUCGGUCUCCAACGAUCCGAACGUCCGAGCAUAACUGCAAACUGUGGAGUCGAUGCCAAGUGCGGAGCAUCUGCUGUGGUGAUGUACGUGGCCAAGAAGACGAUUUAUGUGGCCAACGUGGGCGACGCUCUAGCCGUGGUCGCCAAACGAGGUGGAGUGGCCUUGCCACUCGCACACAAACAUGACCCGUUCGAUGCGACAGAGAUUGAAAGGAUCCGGUCGGCUGAAGCUUGGGUGUCGCAGAAAGGUCUCGUGGAAGAUGAAGUAGAAGUCUCAAGAUCUUUCGGAUACUUCCACGUCCAUCCGGCGAUCAAUGCUCGACCGUCAAUCCAAACCCUUGAUGUGUCCGAAGACGACGAGUUUAUAAUCAUCGCUAACGCGGGUUUAUGGUCACACAUGACUUAUCAGGCAGCGGUCGAUGUAGCGCGAGCCCAGAAUCGAAAGGCAGACCCGAUGCGAGCUGCUCAGAAGCUCAGAGAUCUUGCCCUCUCUUAUGGAGCUGAAUCGAACCUGAUGGUGAUGGUGAUUGCGCUUGGCGAUUUGUUCAAGGCUAAGCGAAGGUAUACCUAUCGAGGCGCGGGAGGAGCGCAGAUGGACGACGAGUUGUACGGUGCAACGCGGGUCGCGACAAGGAGAGGACAGCUAUUAGAUGCACCUGGCGAAAAAUAUCUGACGUUGCUAGAUCGGGAAGUGGCCCCGCCCACAGGCAUGGUUGCCCUGGUCUUCACAGAUAUCCGGAAUUCGACCUCGUUGUGGGAAACGAAUCCGGGGAUGCAGUCGGCGAUGCGGAUGCACAACCAACUACUGAGACGACAGCUGCGGGCGAUUGGAGGGUACGAGGUGAAGACGGAGGGGGAUGCAUUCAUGGUCUCCUUCCCCUCGGUGACGAGUGCGUUGUUGUGGUGCUUCACCGUCCAGAUCGAGCUCCUCAGAGAGGACUGGCCCCAGGAAAUCCUCGACGCCGAGGACGGAAAGGAGAUCUAUGACUCCAAUGGCAUGCUCUGUUAUCGUGGGCUGUCCGUGCGGAUGGGCAUCCAUUGGGGUAACCCGCACUGUGAAGCAGAUCCUAUUACUCGUCGGAUGGACUACUUUGGCCCGAUGGUGAACAGAACAGCAAGGAUUAGUGGCGAAGCCAAAGGUGGAGAAAUUACGGCCUCUCUAGACGUGAUCGAGAUUGUGAAGACGCUGUGUUUUGAUCAGAACGACGGGAAAGAAGGCAGCGAUCCACUAGCGCACGAAACGGAUGCGAUCGUGGACCCAGCGACACGCCGAGAUGUGGCAUCGAUCCGCAAGAUGGGCUUCGGGGUCUCUGAGAUCGGCGAGAAGCGGCUGAAAGGCCUGGAGAUGCCCGAGUUCAUCUCGCUGAUCUAUCCGCGCUCGUUGGCCGGAAGACUUAACAACCAAGGCGCCUCGCUCGGCGGGCCCGACUCCAAGGUCGAUGAAGUCUAUGAACCGGCCCCGAGGAUGCUGGACGUCAAUCACAUCAGACAGUUGGCUGCAUUGGUCGUCAGACUCGAGGCUGUGUCUGCAGCAACGGUCCAUGCGCCCUUAAGUUUCAGCCCCAGCUCGCCGAACCCGACGAACAAACUGACAGCCGGUCCCGGGGGAGGAGAGGGCGGAGGAGCAGGCGGGAGCGGAGGGAGCGCGCCGAAGCGGCCGAAAUCGAAGCUCCUGAACGGCCAUCUGCUGACCUACCCGAUCCGGCUGGAGUCCACCGACGAAGAGCUCGCCGCGAUCCUCGAGAACCAGGUGAUCCGGAUCGAAAACGUCAUCUCGAGCCUCGAGUUACGCUCCCUCGGCCCCAUCUAUGACGUUCUGUUGGCCCUCGGCGACGCCGUUAAGAUCCAGCCUAACGUGCUCCUACAUGCGCUGGAAUCGUUCGGACUCGCGUCCAAUGCCGCCGGCUUGUUCUGA